Gadus macrocephalus (Pacific cod) is the source of this 15500-nucleotide messenger RNA. Its product is annotated as mucin-3B-like. The transcript has 9 exons. Gene Ontology annotation, molecular function: calcium ion binding; carbohydrate binding. Gene Ontology annotation, biological process: biological process involved in interspecies interaction between organisms. Lineage: Eukaryota; Metazoa; Chordata; Actinopteri; Gadiformes; Gadidae. Gene Ontology annotation, cellular component: external side of plasma membrane. The record is from RefSeq and is a predicted model, not a curated record. The coding region runs from base 1 to 14025 and encodes 4674 amino acids.
AUGACAGAGAUCAGUGCUGAUCUAACAUCUAAAGAUGUAGCUGGUUCUGGUGAUGAAGCUGGUUCUGAGAAUCCUGCAGUGACAACAGCAUCAGAUAAAGCAAUUGAUGGUAUAAAAUCAACCUUGUCCCCACCUUCCUCACUCUAUAGUACAGAGAAACCAGCAUUCACAACAAAACCUCAAGAAAAUGUCUCUACAGAUCAAUCCUCUAUCACAGCAGAGGCUAGUUCCAUUUUUGCAUCAACAGAGGAGGGCUCUGGUGAAGUAACAUCUGAUGGGUCUCCUAAAGAGACUGAAACAGAAUCAUCAACAUCAACGUUCAGCACAAAGAAACCAUCAGUGACAACAGAAUCCCAUGAAACAAUUGACAGUUCAAGGACAACAGCAUAUCCAGCCUCCUCUCUGUACAGCACUGACACGCCCACAAGCCAGUCAAAGACAGCCUUUGUUACACCAGAAGAUAGUGUAGUUUCAUCUUCAACCCUUGAAGAGGGCUCAGAUGGUCAAACAAUUGAUAUGUCCACCCAAGAGACUGUUACUACCACAUCAUCCUCUGUGUUGAGUAGAACGGAGCCAGAAAAAGAAGCAGCUGCUGUUAAAAUAUCCAGUACUUCUGCUUCUCCCUCCUUUUCCACUGAAACAGCUAGCACCAUCUCAAGUGAGCAACCAGAACAGACAAGUACAGAUACGUCUCCAGGCAGUGAGACCUCCGCUGGCACAUCAUCGUCUUUGUUAAGUACUGAGAAACCAAGCAAGUUACCCACAGGAAAGUCGUCAGUCUCGCCAACAACAGAGAUGACAGAGAUCAGUGCUGAUCUAACAUCUAAAGAUGUAGCUGGUUCUGGUGAUGAAGCUGGUUCUGGUGAUGAAGCUCCUGACGUGUUCUCUCAGAUGUCUGCUGUCACAACUGUAUCUUCCCUGGCAAGCACAGGGGGACCAUCCACAGUGUUAUCAGAAACUGUAGUGGAUAUUUCAAAUCAGACAGUGAUGCCAUCAACAUAUUUUGCCUCAGAUGUCACAAAGACCAGUUCCAUAACCAACUCUCCAAGUUCAACAUCACCUGAGGCAUCCGCAGAUUCUAGCGAUGAGAUUGUGGAAUAUGGUGUUAGCAAAGAACCUAUCAUGCUGGAAUCUUCCCCUUCCUUCUAUGGAUCAAGCACAGAGGCGGCCACAGCAGUAGUAACUACUCCUUCUGACACAGAAUUUCCAGCGGACCUGACUUCUACGAUAUUUACUGAUGAAUCGUUAAUUAUCUCAACCCCCAUUUCUUUUUUGUCCACCACAGAGAAACCUGCAGUGACAACAGCAUCAGAUAAAGCAAUUGAUGGUAUAAAAUCAACCUUGUCCCCACCUUCCUCACUCUAUAGUACAGAGAAACCAGCAUUCACAACAAAACCUCAAGAAAAUGUCUCUACAGAUCAAUCCUCUAUCACAGCAGAGGCUAGUUCCAUUUUUGCAUCAACAGAGGAGGGCUCUGGUGAAGUAACAUCUGAUGGGUCUCCUAAAGAGACUGAAACAGAAUCAUCAACAUCAACGUUCAGCACAAAGAAACCAUCAGUGACAACAGAAUCCCAUGAAACAAUUGACAGUUCAAGGACAACAGCAUAUCCAGCCUCCUCUCUGUACAGCACUGACACGCCCACAAGCCAGUCAAAGACAGCCUUUGUUACACCAGAAGAUAGUGGAGUUUCAUCUUCAACCCUUGAAGAGGGCUCAGAUGGUCAAACAAUUGAUAUGUCCACCCAAGAGACUGUUACUACCACAUCAUCCUCUGUGUUGAGUACAACGGAGCCAGAAAAAGAAGCAGCUGCUGUUAAAAUAUCCAGUACUUCUGCUUCUCCCUCCUUUUCCACUGAAACAGCUACCGCCAUCUCAAGUGAGCAACCAGAACAGACAAGUACAGAUACGUCUCCAGGCAGUGAGACCUCUGCUGGCACAUCGUCGUCUUUGUUAAGUACUGAGAAACCGAGCAAGUUACCCUCAGGAAAGUCGUCAGUCUCGCCAACAACAGAGAAGACAGAGAUCAGUGCUGAUCUAACAUCUAAAGAUGUAGCUGGUUCUGGUGAUGAAGCUCCUGACGUGUUCUCUCAGAUAUCUGCUGUCACAACUGUAUCUUCCCUGGCAAGCACAGAGGGACCAUCCACAGUGUCAUCAGAAACUGUAGUGGAUAUUUCAAAUCAGACAGUGAUGCCAUCAACAUAUGUUGCCUCAGAUGUCACAAAGACCAGUUCCAUAACCAGCUCUCAAAGUUCAACAUCACCUGAGGCAUCCGCAGAUUCUAGCGAUGAGAUCGUGGAAUAUGGUGUUAGCAAAGAACCUAUCAUGCUGGAAUCUUCCCCUUCCUUCUAUGGAUCAAGCACAGAGGCGGCCACAGCAGUAGUAACUACUCCUUCUGACACAGAAUUCCCAGCGGACCUGACUUCUACGAUAUUUACUGAUGAAUCGUUAAUUAUCUCAACCACCAUUUCUUCUUUGCUCACCACAGAGAAACCUGCAGUGACAACAGCAUCAGAUAAAGCAAUUGAUGGUAUAAAAUCAACCUUGUCCCCACCUUCCUCACUCUAUAGUACAGAGAAACCAGCAUUCACAACAAAACCUCAAGAAAAUGUCUCUACAGAUCAAUCCUCUAUCACAGCAGAGGCUAGUUCCAUUUUUGCAUCAACAGAGGAGGGCUCUGGUGAAGUAACAUCUGAUGGGUCUCCUAAAGAGACUGAAACAGAAUCAUCAACAUCAACGUUCAGCACAAAGAAACCAUCAGUGACAACAGAAUCCCAUGAAACAAUUGACAGUUCAAGGACAACAGCAUAUCCAGCCUCCUCUCUGUACAGCACUGACACGCCCACAAGCCGAUCAAAGACAGCCUCUGUUACACCAGAAGAUAGUGUAGUUUCAUCUUCAACCCUUGAAGAGGGCUCAGAUGGUCAAACAAUUGAUCUGUCCACCCAAGAGACUGUUACUACCACAUCAUCCUCUGUGUUGAGUACAACGGAACCAGAAAAAGAAGCAGCUGCUGUUAAAAUAUCUACUACUUCUGCUUCUCCCUCCUUUUCCACUGAAACAGCUACCGCCAUCUCAAGUGAGCAACCAGAACAGACAAGUACAGAUACGUCUCCAGGCAGUGAGACCUCUGCUGGCACAUCGUCGUCUUUGUUAAGUACUGAGAAACCGAGCAAGUUACCCUCAGGAAAGUCGUCAGUCUCGCCAACAACAGAGAAGACAGAGAUCAGUGCUGAUCUAACAUCUAAAGAUGUAGCUGGUUCUGGUGAUGAAGCUGGUUCUGGUGAUGAAGCUCCUGACGUGUUCUCUCAGAUGUCUGCUGUCACAACUGUAUCUUCCCUGGCAAGCACAGAGGGACCAUCCACAGUGUCAUCAGAAACUGUAGUGGAUAUUUCAAAUCAGACAGUGAUGCCAUCAACAUAUGUUGCCUCAGAUGUCACAAAGACCAGUUCCAUAACCAGCUCUCAAAGUUCAACAUCACCUGAGGCAUCCGCAGAUUCUAGCGAUGAGAUCGUGGAAUAUGGUGUUAGCAAAGAACCUAUCAUGCUGGAAUCUUCCCCUUCCUUCUAUGGAUCAAGCACAGAGGCGGCCACAGCAGUAGUAACUACUCCUUCUGACACAGAAUUCCCAGCGGACCUGACUUCUACGAUAUUUACUGAUGAAUCGUUAAUUAUCUCAACCACCAUUUCUUCUUUGCUCACCACAGAGAAACCUGCAGUGACAACAGCAUCAGAUAAAGCAAUUGAUGGUAUAAAAUCAACCUUGUCCCCACCUUCCUCACUCUAUAGUACAGAGAAACCAGCAUUCACAACAAAACCUCAAGAAAAUGUCUCUACAGAUCAAUCCUCUAUCACAGCAGAGGCUAGUUCCAUUUUUGCAUCAACAGAGGAGGGCUCUGGUGAAGUAACAUCUGAUGGGUCUCCUAAAGAGACUGAAACAGAAUCAUCAACAUCAACGUUCAGCACAAAGAAACCAUCAGUGACAACAGAAUCCCAUGAAACAAUUGACAGUUCAAGGACAACAGCAUAUCCAGCCUCCUCUCUGUACAGCACUGACACGCCCACAAGCCGAUCAAAGACAGCCUCUGUUACACCAGAAGAUAGUGUAGUUUCAUCUUCAACCCUUGAAGAGGGCUCAGAUGGUCAAACAAUUGAUCUGUCCACCCAAGAGACUGUUACUACCACAUCAUCCUCUGUGUUGAGUACAACGGAACCAGAAAAAGAAGCAGCUGCUGUUAAAAUAUCUACUACUUCUGCUUCUCCCUCCUUUUCCACUGAAACAGCUACCGCCAUCUCAAGUGAGCAACCAGAACAGACAAGUACAGAUACGUCUCCAGGCAGUGAGACCUCCGCUGGCACAUCGUCGUCUUUGUUAAGUACUGAGAAACCGAGCAAGUUACCCUCAGGAAAGUCGUCAGUCUCGCCAACAACAGAGAAGACAGAGAUCAGUGCUGAUCUAACAUCUAAAGAUGUAGCUGGUUCUGGUGAUGAAGCUCCUGACGUGUUCUCUCAGAUGUCUGCUGUCACAACUGUAUCUUCCCUGGCAAGCACAGAGGGACCAUCCACAGUGUCAUCAGAAACUGUAGUGGAUAUUUCAAAUCAGACAUUGAUGCCAUCAACAUAUGUUGCCUCAGAUGUCACAAAGACCAGUUCCAUAACCAGCUCUCAAAGUUCAACAUCACCUGAGGCAUCCGCAGAUUCUAGCGAUGAGAUCGUGGAAUAUGGUGUUAGCAAAGAACCUAUCAUGCUGGAAUCUUCCCCUUCCUUCUAUGGAUCAAGCACAGAGGCGGCCACAGCAGUAGUAACUACUCCUUCUGACACAGAAUUUCCAGCGGACCUGACUUCUACGAUAUUUACUGAUGAAUCGUUAAUUAUCUCAACCCCCAUUUCUUUUUUGUCCACCACAGAGAAACCUGCAGUGACAACAGCAUCAGAUAAAGCAAUUGAUGGUAUAAAAUCAACCUUGUCCCCACCUUCCUCACUCUAUAGUACAGAGAAACCAGCAUUCACAACAAAACCUCAAGAAAAUGUCUCUACAGAUCAAUCCUCUAUCACAGCAGAGGCUAGUUCCAUUUUUGCAUCAACAGAGGAGGGCUCUGGUGAAGUAACAUCUGAUGGGUCUCCUAAAGAGACUGAAACAGAAUCAUCAACAUCAACGUUCAGCACAAAGAAACCAUCAGUGACAACAGAAUCCCAUGAAACAAUUGACAGUUCAAGGACAACAGCAUAUCCAGCCUCCUCUCUGUACAGCACUGACACGCCCACAAGCCGAUCAAAGACAGCCUCUGUUACACCAGAAGAUAGUGUAGUUUCAUCUUCAACCCUUGAAGAGGGCUCAGAUGGUCAAACAAUUGAUCUGUCCACCCAAGAGACUGUUACUACCACAUCAUCCUCUGUGUUGAGUACAACGGAACCAGAAAAAGAAGCAGCUGCUGUUAAAAUAUCUACUACUUCUGCUUCUCCCUCCUUUUCCACUGAAACAGCUACCGCCAUCUCAAGUGAGCAACCAGAACAGACAAGUACAGAUACGUCUCCAGGCAGUGAGACCUCCGCUGGCACAUCGUCGUCUUUGUUAAGUACUGAGAAACCGAGCAAGUUACCCUCAGGAAAGUCGUCAGUCUCGCCAACAACAGAGAAGACAGAGAUCAGUGCUGAUCUAACAUCUAAAGAUGUAGCUGGUUCUGGUGAUGAAGCUGGUUCUGGUGAUGAAGCUCCUGACGUGUUCUCUCAGAUGUCUGCUGUCACAACUGUAUCUUCCCUGGCAAGCACAGAGGGACCAUCCACAGUGUCAUCAGAAACUGUAGUGGAUAUUUCAAAUCAGACAUUGAUGCCAUCAACAUAUGUUGCCUCAGAUGUCACAAAGACCAGUUCCAUAACCAGCUCUCAAAGUUCAACAUCACCUGAGGCAUCCGCAGAUUCUAGCGAUGAGAUCGUGGAAUAUGGUGUUAGCAAAGAACCUAUCAUGCUGGAAUCUUCCCCUUCCUUCUAUGGAUCAAGCACAGAGGCGGCCACAGCAGUAGUAACUACUCCUUCUGACACAGAAUUUCCAGCGGACCUGACUUCUACGAUAUUUACUGAUGAAUCGUUAAUUAUCUCAACCCCCAUUUCUUUUUUGUCCACCACAGAGAAACCUGCAGUGACAACAGCAUCAGAUAAAGCAAUUGAUGGUAUAAAAUCAACCUUGUCCCCACCUUCCUCACUCUAUAGUACAGAGAAACCAGCAUUCACAACAAAACCUCAAGAAAAUGUCUCUACAGAUCAAUCCUCUAUCACAGCAGAGGCUAGUUCCAUUUUUGCAUCAACAGAGGAGGGCUCUGGUGAAGUAACAUCUGAUGGGUCUCCUAAAGAGACUGAAACAGAAUCAUCAACAUCAACGUUCAGCACAAAGAAACCAUCAGUGACAACAGAAUCCCAUGAAACAAUUGACAGUUCAAGGACAACAGCAUAUCCAGCCUCCUCUCUGUACAGCACUGACACGCCCACAAGCCGAUCAAAGACAGCCUCUGUUACACCAGAAGAUAGUGUAGUUUCAUCUUCAACCCUUGAAGAGGGCUCAGAUGGUCAAACAAUUGAUCUGUCCACCCAAGAGACUGUUACUACCACAUCAUCCUCUGUGUUGAGUACAACGGAACCAGAAAAAGAAGCAGCUGCUGUUAAAAUAUCUACUACUUCUGCUUCUCCCUCCUUUUCCACUGAAACAGCUACCGCCAUCUCAAGUGAGCAACCAGAACAGACAAGUACAGAUACGUCUCCAGGCAGUGAGACCUCCGCUGGCACAUCGUCGUCUUUGUUAAGUACUGAGAAACCGAGCAAGUUACCCUCAGGAAAGUCGUCAGUCUCGCCAACAACAGAGAAGACAGAGAUCAGUGCUGAUCUAACAUCUAAAGAUGUAGCUGGUUCUGGUGAUGAAGCUGGUUCUGGUGAUGAAGCUCCUGACGUGUUCUCUCAGAUGUCUGCUGUCACAACUGUAUCUUCCCUGGCAAGCACAGAGGGACCAUCCACAGUGUCAUCAGAAACUGUAGUGGAUAUUUCAAAUCAGACAUUGAUGCCAUCAACAUAUGUUGCCUCAGAUGUCACAAAGACCAGUUCCAUAACCAGCUCUCAAAGUUCAACAUCACCUGAGGCAUCCGCAGAUUCUAGCGAUGAGAUCGUGGAAUAUGGUGUUAGCAAAGAACCUAUCAUGCUGGAAUCUUCCCCUUCCUUCUAUGGAUCAAGCACAGAGGCGGCCACAGCAGUAGUAACUACUCCUUCUGACACAGAAUUUCCAGCGGACCUGACUUCUACGAUAUUUACUGAUGAAUCGUUAAUUAUCUCAACCCCCAUUUCUUUUUUGUCCACCACAGAGAAACCUGCAGUGACAACAGCAUCAGAUAAAGCAAUUGAUGGUAUAAAAUCAACCUUGUCCCCACCUUCCUCACUCUAUAGUACAGAGAAACCAGCAUUCACAACAAAACCUCAAGAAAAUGUCUCUACAGAUCAAUCCUCUAUCACAGCAGAGGCUAGUUCCAUUUUUGCAUCAACAGAGGAGGGCUCUGGUGAAGUAACAUCUGAUGGGUCUCCUAAAGAGACUGAAACAGAAUCAUCAACAUCAACGUUCAGCACAAAGAAACCAUCAGUGACAACAGCAUUAGAUAAAGCAAUUGAUGGUGUAAUAUCAACCUUGUCCCCACCUUCCUCACUCUAUAGUACAGAGAAACCAUCAUUCACAACAGAACCUCAAGAAAGUGUCUCUAGAGAUCAAUCCUCUAUCACAGCAGAGGCUAGUUCCAUUUUUGCAUCAACAGAGGAGGGCUCUGGUGGGGUAACACCUGAUGGGUCUCCUAUAGAGACUGAAACAGAAUCAUCAACAUCAACGUUCAGCACAAAGAAACCAUUGGUGACAACAGAAUCCCAUGAAACAAUUGACAGUUCAAGGACUACAGCAUAUCCGGCCUCCUCUCUGUACAGCACUGACACGCCCAGAAGCCAAUCAAAGACAGCCUCUGUUACACCAGAAGAUAGUGUAGUUUCAUCUUCAACCCUUGAAGAGAGCUCAGGGGUUGAAACAUCUCAUUUGUCCACACAAGAGACCGUUACUAUCACAUCAACUUCUGUAAAGAGUACAAAGGAGCCAGGACAACAAGCAGCUGCUGUUACAAUAUCCACCACUUCUGCAUCCCCCUCCUUUUCCACUGAAAAAGCUACCGCCAUCUCAAGUGAGCAACCAGAACAGACAAGUACAGAUAUAUCGUCAAGUGAUGACACAUCCAUCAGUAUAGCUACUGUGUUGCCCACAUAUAUGUCCACUGUAACCAGUGUCUCUGCAUCUUCAAUACAGUCAACAGAAGAAGGUCCAAUAGAAACACCUUCAGAGGCUACAAAGGAGGAAACAUCAAUGGACCACACAGUUUCUUCAUCGUCUCCAUCAACAACUCUGCAAACCCGUGGUUAUCCCACAAGAGUCACCUCCACAUUCAUCGACAUGGAGAGUUCUGGGGACUCAUUUGUGGAUGAUGAUCUGGGGAGCACUCCUGAUGGAUCAGGUUCUGAACUACUGAUGGAGAACUUUAUAAAAUCAAAAGCGGGAGUCACUCCUGCCCCAGUUAAGACUGAGAUGGUUGAGCAGAGCACAUCAGCAGUACCAAGCUUUGCAACAUCAACUUAUUUAAGCACAAAGCCAACCAUGGAUUCAGAAUCAUCAACCCAACCUCCAUACAUUACAAGCACAGAGACUUUAACUGUCACUAUCUCUAUGUCACCGGAUGGAAGCACAGCUGACCACACACAGGAUUUUUUUAUUCAGUCCUCCAAUGUAACAGAUUCAUCUGUCUACACAACUGAGUCAACCACAGAAGUCUUGGCUACAAAUGAGCAUAUUGAUUCAGCCUUCCCAGAAACAACUACAAGUACUGAUGAGAGAGUUUCUAUAACAUCGGCAAAACCUGAAACACAAUCAGAUGGUUCAGGGGACCUAUUAACAGAUGUGUCAUCAAUGUUCAGCACAGGGAUACCAAAAGUAAUAAUGUCGUCACAUGAAACAACAACAGGUUCCAUUUCAAAAUCUGAUGUAACAGCAGCUUCUUUCCCCAUCAGCUCUGAAGAAUCAACCACGGCCCCUUCAAAUAUGACGAUAUCCAAUUCUGUCUCAUUACGGCCUUUGUUGACUGAUACAUCAAAAUCCACCCUAACCAUUACUUUGAUGGAAGAAAAAAGUUCCAGUUUCCAUCCCCCUGGGGUAUUCACUUCGACUCCAUCAGAAGCCACAGGUGAAACAGAGUAUUUUGUUUCAGUUACACCAGGCUCUGAUGAGAUGGCUACCUCAAAAGAAAGGGAGAUUAUCCGAGCUACAGAAAGCACUGUGAGUUCUGAAACAACACAGACUCCAAGUCAUAGCCGCAUGGACGAAAGUAAUACUUUAGCUGAGCGAACAAGAGACUACUCCCAUCCAACCAUGAUGCCCAAUGCAACCUUAAAGUUAGUUAGUGAUCACACUUCAAGUGACACCACCAAGUCAAGCUCAAGCAGUGAAUUCCCAUCCAUUUCAACCGCUUUCCCCUCUAUUGUUUACCAUUCUGUGACAGACCAACAGAUUCUGAUUAUUAGUCCCACAACCAGCCAAACCAAUGCUGAACUAAGUGAACAGACCCCUACAAUGAUUCUGCAUGGGACCAAACCAUCAGCAAGCACCACUCGCAUAUUCACAGAGGAAGCCACAGAUGAGGAUACGAUUUUCUCAACAGUGACAGAUGGCAUGAAACAUGGAAGCCUAGAUCCUGGCCUUAUUACCAAAGAUAAUACUAUCAUCGAUGCAGACACUUUUUCUGUGGUUUCCACCAUUCAGACUGAGGAAGAAGGAGGUUUCACAGCAGUUACAAUGACACCCAUGCUGGAUGGGACAGAAGAGAUGAAAGGUUCUGGAAGUGAUGAGGUAAUUUCUGAAUCCACUCCAGCCACCCUUGAUUCAACAUCAGAAUCCUCUGAAAAUUCCUCUCAUCGUUCAGAAUCAACAAGCAGCUCUGCAGAGAUCAAAAUGGUCCCAACAGAAGAAGAAGGCAGCUCUAGUAGUUCUAGUGAGUCAUCCAGUGCUGAGGCAGUGACAUUUGCGCCACAGAGCACGGGAGAAUCUAAAUUAUUGACUGUGCAAUAUAGCAUGUUCCCCACUGCAAGUGCCGACCAAACCACUCAACGAAUGGAUGCUGAUUCUACGAGUGACAGCAUUAACGAUAAGGAGGGUGGUUCUACCACAGAAAUGUCAUCCACUUUGCCUCCUUCUCAAGCUUCAAACGAAUCAGCUGAAAUUGUGACAACAGCCGUGCUUAAAGGUCAAGAUACAACAGCAAAUGCAAAGACUACUGCUUCUUCACUGUUCCGUACUAAGACCCCAAUUGUUUCUGUAUCAGAUAUUACGGGUGAGCCUACUGCCACAGUAAAAGCAGAACAAGGAAGCCUUUCCUCUAUAUCAGAUAUCACAACAGAGGAAAGCUCUGGUCAGCCAAGCACAGCUAUGUUUACAGAAGAACCUUCUUUGUACAGCACAACCAAACCCCUAAAAGAUAUGAACACAGAAGAGGCACUGAGACCCACUGCCUCCCUGCAUGCCACGGAGGAACCCACCAUUUCCUCUGGCACAGAUGUGACCAGCAAAGAUGACUCAUCUGAACAAACCCCACCUAGUACAAUGGUCAAUGAAACAGUGAUGGUGGAACAAGAGCCAAUCCCCACUAUUUCAGCUACUACAAGUGUAGGAGCUGUGUCAUCUCUUUAUAGCACCCAAAAACCAGUUAUCACAUCGAGUCCAGAUGUUACUGAGUACUCAAAUACCUUAACCAUAGAAUCCUUUUCAGAGACUUCCACAGUGUACACAUAUACAGUAAAGAUUGAUGAACUGCCUUCCACAAACGUUCCAACUUCACCCCAAGUUACUAAACAGCCAUCAGCGGCAAAUGUCAUUGAUGGUGAGAGCUCCGGUGACAAGGCAAUGGAUACAACCACUAACCUAAACAACAUCUCCACAUUAUCACCGAAAAUUAUAAUAGAUGGAAAUACUUUAUCCACCUCCACGUCCUCACGUCCUCACAGCACAGAGAAAACACUGACUGAAACAGAAAGAGAUGAAGCUACUAAGGAAUCAACUGAAGAAUCAGUCUCAUCAAUGGAACUUCAUACAGCAUCGUCUCAACAAUGGGUCUCAGAUCCUUCCUCUGCCAUCGCAACAUCAUCAACACCUGUGGACAAAGUUCAAUUUGUCACCACUUUUGUGCCGGUACCUGAAGUAACAUCAUCAGCAGAAUCUUAUCAGCAGGCCAGGUCGGAGAUUACGUUUAUACAUCAUUCCUCAGUCGCUGUCAGCGCAGCGGAAAUAGUAGCGGCUACAACAAUCACAACUAUGGUCUCCAGUGAGAGGACCACCUCCCCUCCUACUGAAAAGGGUGUCACUGCAACAACUGAUAACUUUUUGUUCGAUGACUCAUCCAGCCAGUCAACUGCUACCCUAGAAGUUUCAACUUCCGCAGAAAGCCUCCCUGAAAAACAGGAUGGUGUUGAAAAUACAUCUGAUAAAACUGAAGCAUCGACCAAAGUCCCAAUGACCACCUUCUCUAGUGUGGAUAAAGUUGUGGAUUACAACAGCACAGGGCCUGCUGUGCUUGUAGCCAUAACCGAAAGCGGUAGGACACAUUCUGAAGAGUCCACACUGAGUUUCAAGGAAGUAACAUUGAUUCCGGUUACAUCACAGGAUAACUUAUCAACACUUGGCCACACAGAGAACCCAAAAGCUGCCCCCAUUUCAGAGAUUUCUGAAUCAGAAGCCUCAGGGGAUGGGACACCUGUUAUCUUCAUCAGAGAGAUGUCCACACUAUCACCUCCGUUGUUGAUGAAAGAAAGUGAAAUGGUAACAAGCAGUGGGCAAACUCCUUAUGUGGCACACAUCGAGGAAACUUCUACAAGCUCAGAAGAGGAAGGUUUUACAUCUCAGACGAAAACAGUAGUUACCCCAUUCCCAACCUUGGCCCUGGCUCCCAAUCUGACCAUAGAGGAUAGUAUACAUAGCAUACAUUUGACAGCUGCUACAUCACAGCUUGAUGUCAAUAUUCAGUUUGUCACAACAAGUUCUCCUUUACAACAUCUGACAACCCCUGUAGAAUCCUUUGAACAGGCCAGGUCUGACGACAGCUUAACCCAUGUGCCUUACACCGAUCAUUCCUCUGGGGAUGCACUACUAAGCACAACCAGCCCCCUGUUGCCAAUUCAGAAGACAACCCAGAGUUCAGAGUCAACAGCCAACCCUGUAAAUGGGUCAACUUCAAAAGACAAUUGGACAAUUGAACCUCUAAAAGAAGCCAGUUCAAGUAGCACAGAGAGUGAAUCGUCAACCUCUACCCCGUUUUAUGAAAAAGACCCCGAUUAUGGCACCCCAGUAGAUUAUGAAGCACCAGACCUCUCCAAGGUUGAAUCGGUCCCGAUUUACCCAGGAGCACCUCCAAGCGCUCUGCCACAAACUACUCAGAGCCAGUCUGUUAUCUCAGCAGGCAGCGAAAGUGGCUCUGAGGGAAGCACUUCUCAAUCAUCCGUAAUAGCAGGGAGUACCUCUGUUGUGCCUGCAGUGGAUCUGGAGAGUGACAAGGUUGAAGACAAAACGGAGCUAUCGGCUGCCAUCACUAGCCCGCCCUCUAUGAUAAUAACCAAAGCGCCCACUGUUGAGGCCGGUGAAGAAUCCACUAAAGAAAAGCCCUCAGCCGCUCCCGGUGAGAUCAAGACUGUAUUCAAGGCAGAUGUUACCACAAGUUUACCGAUGAUCAGAGAGCCAGGUAUGAGAGAGGAUUCCAUGAGUGUGGACAGAGAAGUGUCUGCCACUACGACCGCAAUCGUGCCUCUGGCUGAGACACAAAGCCUGGAAGACAUAAUCAAAUCAUUGCAUACAACACCUUCUUCAUUCUCCAAUGAAAAUGAUACAGUGGACCGGGAUGGGACACCCUAUACACCUCUCUUCAAUGAAGGAUUGCCGAUCAGUGGAGAAGAACCCAGCAACUCUGCUGAAACUGGACUGGACAUAAACCACAGCAUCAUCGGCGAGACUGUUGAAAUUCCAGGUUUUCACUCAUGUGUGAACAACAUUUGUUUGAAUGGCGGUUCCUGCUUCAAGACCGGCAGUACAAUUUCAUGCAGCUGUCCCCCUGGUUACAGUGGAGUCCGUUGUGAAACAGAUAUUGAUGAAUGCCAGUCCAACCCUUGCCGUAACGGUGGUACAUGUGUUGAUGGGGUUGGCUGCCAUACAUGUGUGUGCCUUCCCAGCUACUCCGGCCGUAACUGUGAAGAGGACACUGAAACAUGUGGCUAUGGCUGGCAUAAAUUCCAGGGCCACUGCUACAAGUACUCUCCCCAUAGGAGGAACUGGGACAACGCAGAGCGCGAGUGCAGAAUGCAGGGCGCUCACCUCGCCAGUAUAGUUUCCCACGAGGAGCAGCAGUUUGUCAACCGUCUGGGCCAGGACUACCAGUGGAUCGGCCUGAACGAUAAGGUGUACGACAGCGACUUCCGCUGGACCGACGGCAACCCUCUGCAAUAUGAGAACUGGAGGCCCAAUCAACCGGACAGCUUCUUCUCCGCCGGGGAGGACUGUGUCGUGAUGAUCUGGCACGAGGACGGACAGUGGAACGACGUACCUUGUAACUACCACCUCACCUACACCUGCAAGAAGGGCACAGUGGCCUGUAAUCAGCCCCCUCUUGUGGAGAAUGCACGUACCUUCGGCAAGAUGCGGCCACGCUAUGAAAUCAACAGCCUUGUGAGGUACCAGUGCCAGACCGGCUUCGUUCAGAGACAUGUGCCAAUCAUCCGUUGCCGUGGGGAUGGACGGUGGGAUACGCCCCAAGUAUCCUGCAUGAACCCCUCAAGUUAUCAGAGGGCCUUCACCAGAAGACAUCAACACACUAGCCUGUACAGCAUCCACAACUUCAAAAGGCCAGAGGAGGCCAUCAACUAUCAACGCCAGCCAAGACACAGGGGGAAAAGAGACAGGACUGGUCACAAGUUGAGGUUGAGGAGACAGUGACUGCCAUUAAACAUGGACUAAACUGCACAUGGCACAUGGUGUGUCAAUAAGAAAUAAUUCCUAAAAGAAAAGGACAAGAGAAAUCUCCUCUGUGAAGAUCAGUGGAUGCAAUUUUGGAUGGCAAGUUGAGCCUUUAAGUGCCUUAAGAAGACUUGUUGUUGGAGGUCAUUCGGUUAUAAAAAGGAGAAAAUGCAAAGAUGGAUCCUUUCAGCUGGCUACUGGAAAAGAACAUUCAUUUUUAAUUCUUCAAUGCUUCCACUUUAAGAACUUUAAGCUGAUGCAUUCAUGACCAAAUAAUAAUGUACUUACUUUGUAUUUUAUUUUUUUACAGUGUCUUUCUGAAAUCACCAAAGUAUUCCUUACACAGAUACCAGAAUUCCGCUUUUUUUCUAUAUUGUAGCGCUUAUGUAAUGUGAAGAUCUUAUUGUGGGGAGUAAUGCAAGCAGAGACCUGAAUCCCCUUAAUGAGUGUGUGUACACACGGUCAUCAAAGUACACUUAUCCAGCUGUGUUCUUUGUUUAAAUCAAGUGUGUGGUCUACAAGAGCAGAUCAGUAGAGCAAUCAGCUGAACGACACAGGACAAUACACAGGAAAAUCCUUGGUACAUUUUAUUUGUCAAACUGUAAGUUAUUGCAGCAACAGUCUUUUACUGUUUAACGAUUUGUACUAAUACAUCUUAUCCAAGCUUGUGGUUAAACAAAAACACCAUGCAUUUUUUAAAUGGCAAAUAUCUGUGUUUUCUACAACUUACAAUAUCUGUAAAACUACAUAAUUAUGACCCAAAGACUCUUCUUUUAGGGGCAUAGCUAUGCAUAAUUCCUGUUACCUUUUCCUUGCCUUGUGCUAAUGUCUAUCAACAGUUGAGAGAAUGUAUUUUGUGAAUCAAUAAGACUUGAACCUGAUGCCUGUUAAACCAGAGAUGCUUAUAAUUUAUUUCCAAGCUGCUCAAAACUGUAUGCCUUUACAGAUAAUGUAAUAUUCAGUAACCUGGGCCAGCAGUUCUCUUUGUGCAUACAGAAAAUGUUGACCAGCAAGCAAAAGAGCUUGUGUUUAUGGAAGAUGACAUGCCUGUGAAGAUGAUACUUUACUUAUAAAUACAUUUAAACUAUACAUAAUUUCAUAAAAAGACAACAGUGGAUGAAAGGGUAGGCACCAUCCAUUGUACUUGUAUUCUCACGUUGCAAUGGUGAUGUUGUUUUGUUACAAAAGGAUUUCAGAUUUUUUAUUUUCUGUCUGAGUGUGUGUGUGUGUGUGUGUGUGUGUGUGUGUGUGUGUGUGUGUGUGUGUGUGAAUGUGUGUGUUUCUUUCAGCAUUCAAGUGCACAUAAUAGCAUUAUAUAUUUAUACUAUAAAAAAAAAUGUAUUUUAAAAUGUGAAUGUCUGGGAUGUUUCUGAAUUGUUUUCGUUUUAUUGUAAGCUUUUCUUUUCUGUUUUCCACCAUUAAAGAAAUAAAAAAGGAAAUUAAUAUACCUUUCA